This is a messenger RNA of Vicia villosa (hairy vetch), 1434 nucleotides long. RefSeq lists its product as uncharacterized. The transcript is spliced from 4 exons. Lineage: Eukaryota; Viridiplantae; Streptophyta; Magnoliopsida; Fabales; Fabaceae. The record is from RefSeq and is a predicted model, not a curated record. Bases 1 to 1434 code for a protein of 477 amino acids.
AUGGCCAACAACAACAUACCUAGUCCUGAUCCCUUCGUCCUGGAACAACUGAUUGAAGAUUCCAGCCGCGAACUGACGAAUCGCCGUCGGCAAGAACGUGCUUUUGCCGGACAGAGGCAACAGAUUCAGCACAUUCAACAGGUGCACGGCCUUCAACAAGUCCAGAACGUCGAACAAACCCGUCCUGAAGGACAAGUUCAGAACGGGGAAGACGGACGAAGAAGCCGUAGCCCAGACGAAGAGGAACAGAUCAACAUUCCCGAGGGCGCUGAUCCAACCGCCAUCCUCCUACUCAAGGAGCUGCAGAAAACCAACCGCCUCAUCCGCCUACAGGGCGACCGCAUCCACAACCUGGAAAGUAAGCGACGAUAUCGCUCUCCCCAACGGAGACGCCAUCGGUCACGUUCCUAUUCCUCUUCGCGGUCUCCUCCGAGGAGAAAUCGCAAGCGCAGUCCAUCUAGGUCUCGCUCCCCCUCGAGAAGAAACCGGCACCAGCGGUCCUAUUCCCGCUCUCCACCUCGAAAGACUCGGAAGAAUCAGAAACCUGAAACCACUGAAGCCAAGAGUCUCUCACCCGAGCAGGAGCAUAGAGGCCCCUCCAAAGCCGUGCAGAAAGUCCGCGAGCAUUCUCCAAAAGACAACCGCAAAAUCUCGGGCAAAGCACGCCCUAAAUCCCAGCGGGGCAGACAUUCAAACUCCCCUGAGCCUAGCGACGAAGAGGAUUUCCGCAGUCCCUUGUCCGAGCAAAUCCGGCGUGUUCGUCUUCCCCGGGGGAUGGAAAAACCACCAGCUUUGGACCACUAUGACGGGACCACCGACCCCGAUGACCACAUAAGGAGCAUCGAAGCUGUCAUGGACUACCAUGUGGAUCUUUUCCUAAGUCACUUCACCGCGUCUCGUCGGCAACCGAAAUCAGAAGCAAAUCUUGAGGCAGUAAUCCAAGGUACCAACGAAUCUUUGAGAGACUACCUCGACAGGUUCAACAAAGAAGCUGUCCAAGUGCAGACCGCGGACUACAUGAAGAGGUACCUACUCGAACGAGGGCUCCUCCCUGGAAGCGACUUCAAAAAGGCCAUCAAGAUUGAGGAAGUCCACUCCAUGAACGCCCUCCUUCGCAAGGCUCAGGCCUUCAUCAGAUAUGAGGAAGCAGAAGCUGCUACCACGAGAGCGUCACGGGACAACGACGCCGCUCGCAGUUCAAACCAUGAGCCCUCAACUUCGAGGCGCGGGCACGAGAGAAGGAAAGACGACAGGUCUCUCGACAUCAAAGAACGCCGGGGACCUUCUGGUCGUUUCAACGAAUAUACCCCGCUGAACGCCUCACGGGAAAGGAUCCUAGCCGAAUGCCAAAACACUGACUUCAAAAAGUCGAAUAUCAGACCCCCGAAGUCAAACCCCGCAAGGCCAGGAACCGACAAGUCCAAGAGAAUGUAG